AUGGUUUGGUUUCUGUUAUGUUUGAUACCCUGCCUAAUAGCAUGUAUCAUUGCAACAGCUUUGGAUUUUAACAAUUACAAGAUUGAGGAUAAUAGUCACGAAUCUUGUCAAUAUGAAGUUGGAGGAUUUAUCAUAUUUGUGACUCUGGUGGUUGUCUAUGUGGCAGCCAUGUUAAUCAUGUCAAUUCUCACUCACAAUGUAAGAAAAGCAUACAAGGAAUCAAAAAUUGAAGUCAUCAUGCUGGUGUUGAUCAUUUUCACAACUUUAUUCAUUGCCAUUUGCUUCUCUGUUCGUUUGAAUUUACUCAUUCCAAUAAGAAUUAUCAUUUCCUAUGUUCCACUCUUUCUCUCAACAACCUAUUUCUAUGCAGUCAUGCACAGAGUUGUCUGGUACACAAUCCGUAGUUGGAUGGGUUGUAAUCGAUGGAGAAGGGAUUUAAGCUUCUUUGAGGAUUGGGACAUGAGAUUUUUUGUAGAUUCUAAUAAUACUAUUUUUACGAAUGAACAAAUUAGGAGAGUAAUGAAUUUGGAAACCAAAGCUUUAAAUCACCAACAAUUAUUGGAAAGAGAUGACGACUUGGCAAACUUUGCAGAGAAUCCAUUUAUUAAUGAUUCAUCUAACCUAAAUAUUGAAAUUGGUAAUUAUAUACCUCCUUCUUUCAAUUCAGAUUCACUUCAAACAUCAUCAAUAGAUUCAACAACUUCCUCUCAAAUGAUUACUGAUAAGAAAUUCUUUGGUUUAUCACCAACUCCCUCACCAACCAAUAAGAAGCAAUUGAUACAUUCAUCAUCUAAGAGAAAUUUACACAGAGUGUUUGGCAGUAGUGCAACCAAAUCAUUUGUUGAUGGUGACCAAAUUGUAACAGAACAGGACAUUAUUAAUCAAACAUUGGUAAAUAAUAUUAAUAUGGAUUUGGAGGACUAUUCUCCUCCGAGGUAUUAUAUUGGAAGAGACUCUGAAAAGAGAAGGUAGUAAUGUUUCCAUAAUUUUUUCUGUUUCGAAUAUUGUAGCGACGACAAUUUGGAAGGUGAUUCAAUUCUCCUCCACAUAUGGAGAGCAUGUAUAUAACAAUAAUGAAUCUAUAUUUGUG
Messenger RNA from Naegleria gruberi, 1090 nucleotides. RefSeq lists its product as uncharacterized. Bases 1 to 972 code for a protein of 323 amino acids. The record is from RefSeq and is a predicted model, not a curated record. The transcript has a single exon. NCBI's taxonomy places the organism in Eukaryota, Heterolobosea, Eutetramitea, Acrasida, Naegleriidae.